Messenger RNA from Ctenopharyngodon idella (grass carp), 1863 nucleotides. RefSeq names its product interferon-inducible GTPase 5-like. Gene Ontology annotation, molecular function: GTP binding. The transcript has 4 exons. Lineage: Eukaryota; Metazoa; Chordata; Actinopteri; Cypriniformes; Xenocyprididae. The coding region runs from base 216 to 1412 and encodes 398 amino acids. The record is from RefSeq and is a predicted model, not a curated record. Gene Ontology annotation, cellular component: membrane.
UGUGGAUCUCGUUCUGCUGUCGUUCAGUUUUCUUUCCGGUGGAAAAGUUUAGGUUUGCGCAAUUAGUUUUUUUUAUUUCAGUAAGUGCAUUCUUGCUGUGUGGACUGACUGCUGAGAAGAAUUUGCAGUAAAUAAAGGAAGCGGCAGUCCUAUUCUUGGUCUAUUCAUUCUUCCAGCGUCUCGUCCUCGGAUGCUCAAAAGUGAGAUUGAAAAAGAUGGCGACAUUUGAAGAUUAUUGUAUAAUAACUCAGGAGGACCUGGAGGAUAUUAAAGAAUCCAUAUCUACUCAGGAUCUCCCAUCAGCGAUAAACACGAUCAAAGAAUACCUCAAACAGCAAGAUCUUGUAGAACUUAACAUUGGUGUGACGGGAGAGUCAGGUUCUGGAAAGUCCACGUUUGUCAAUGCAUUCAGGGGUUUAGGGGAUGAAGACGAAGGCUCUGCUAAAACUGGCCCAGUAGAAACCACUAUGGAGGCUGAAGUUUACCUUCACCCUAAAUACAAAAAUGUGAAAGUGUGGGAUCUUCCUGGAAUUGGAACACCAAACUUCAAAGCCGAUGAGUAUCUUGAACUGGUUCAGUUCGAACGCUAUGAUUUUUUCAUCAUCAUUGCUUCGGAUCGGUUCAGAGAAUGCCACACUCAGCUGGCCAAAGAGAUCAAGAACAUGGGGAAAAAGUUUUAUUUUGUUCGUUCCAAGAUUGACUUUUGUAUUACUGCUGAGAAGAGGAAGAAGAACUUUGACCAGAAAAAGACGCUGGAUACCAUCCGAGAGGAUUGUAAAAACGGGCUGAGAAAGAUCGGUAUAGAGGAUCCUGUCGUGUUCCUGAUCUCUGGUUGGGAGCUCGGCAAGUAUGAUUUAAAUCAGCUGCAGGAGAGGAUGGAGAAAGAGCUUCCGCAGCAUAAGAGACGUGUGCUGAUGUUGGCUUUGCCGAAUAUAACACUGGAGAUUAAUGAGAAAAAGAAGAAAGCUCUGGAGGAAAACAUUGGAAAAGUUGCUUUCCUGUCUGCUUGUGUAGCUGCUAUUCCUCUUCCUGGUCUUUCGAUCACUGCAGAUAUAGCCAUCAUAGCAGAUGAGUUGAGAAAGUACUACAGUGUGUUUGGUCUGGAUGAUCCAUCCCUACAGAAGCUCUGUGAAAGAUCUGGGAAAACCAUAGAGGAACUGAAGAGUCUGAUGAAGUCUCCUCUGCAUCAAGGGAUAAACACAAGUUCAAUAUUAACCUUGCUGGGUGCUGCGUCUUUUCUUAUAUCAGAAGAUGCUGUUGAGUUACUUAUGAGCUUCAUUCCCAUUAUUGGCAGUUUGGUGGCAGGAGGACUGUCUUAUCUGACUGUCUCAGGAAUGCUGAAGAGAGCUCUGAAUGACAUCGCUGAUGAUGCUAGGAACGUGCUGAUGGCUUCACUGGAGACUGAAGUGUAGAAAAUGAAAGAAUAUGCAACAGCGUUUAGAACUAAUGGGGUAUUUAUAGACAAUUUUUUUUUUGACAUUUAAUACAAAAUAUCUAAAAGACAUGUAUGAUAUAGAUUUCACGUUUACAUUAUCUGUUGCUUUUAUCCAAAGCAGCUUACAUUUGAGGUACUGUAAAAUACAGACAUGUGAUUAAAUGUAUAAGAUUUGCUACAAUAAUAAUUGUUACCUUUGGAAAAAAUAACUUUUAUUUGCAAAUGUAUAUUUGCUCAAAAUUCACAUUUCUCUACAUCAUUGAUCAGUGUCUUUCUUACCUGAUAGAUUUCUUUUGGCUCUCUCUUCUUUCUAAUUUACUUUUCAUAAUUCAUAGUUAUUCAGUCAUCCAGUGUCUCUGCACUACAAUUAUUGUUGUUAUUUAUCUUAUAAAGUGUUGAAUAAAUACCUCCAUCUGGGUUCAAACUUA